UUGAGAGCUCAGUCAUCCAAAAACGGCCUUUCAAUGUGAGAAGUUGGGGAGCCGAAGAAAAUGUCGGUCCCACCGCAGUAAAUUACUAAAGUAGCAGCGUUUCAGAGGGAAAAAGACACACAAAGUGUUUUUUGGGGAUUAAAAUUCUGCAGACAGUUGGUGGAAAAGCUUUGCUGAAAAAGUAGUGGGUUCACCUCCAAAUAGCGCACGCUUUGAGGAAGUGUAUGGAAGAUGUCGGGGAUGUUACCAUGGCGAAGGAGAGUUCGGCAGCUCUGUGUGUUGUGCGCAGCUCUGCUGUACUGCGUGCAGGACAUUGCUGCUAUCAGUGACGGCGAGGUGCCCGUGUUCAUGGAGGAGCCGCUCUCCGUGGUGCAGAAGCUGGGCGGCAGCGUGACCCUGCGAUGCAGCGCUCGCCCCGCCCGCACCCGCAUCAGCUGGAUCCUGAAUGGCCGGGAGCUGGUUGCCGGGGUUGAGGGGCCGGAACCUGAGGUACAGGUGCAGCCCGGCGGCCUGUUCAUCCCUGCGCUCUCCAACGGCACCCUGGGCCGGUACCAGUGUGUGGCCAGCACCAGCGUCGGGGCGCGUGCCAGUGUCCCUGCCAACGUCACCGCGGCCAAACUGCGAGACUUUGAGCCAGAUGACCAGCAGGAGAUCGAGGUGGACGAGGGGAACACUGCAGUGAUUGAGUGUCACGUGCCCGAGAGUCAGCCCCAGGCGCUGGUCCGCUACAGCGUCAAGCAGGAGUGGCUGGAGACGUCAAAAGGGAACUACCUCAUUAUGCCAUCGGGGAAUCUGCAGAUAGCCAAUGCCACACUGGAGGAUGAGGGGCCUUACAAAUGUGCUGCCUACAACCCCAUCACCCAGGAGAUCAAGACCUCCACCUCUACGGACCGCCUUCGUGUGCGCCGCUCCACCUCAGAGGCGGCCCGGAUCAUCUACCCGCCAGCGUCGCGCUCCAUGAUGGUGCGCAAGGGCCACCGGCUGGUGCUGGAGUGCGUGGCCAGUGGCACCCCGACCCCACAGGUCACGUGGGCCAAAGACGGGCUUGAGCUACGACCCCAUAACAACACCCACUUUCUGCUCAGCAACCUGCUGAUCGACGCAGUGAGCGAAGGUGACUCGGGCACGUACGCCUGCCACGCCCACAAUGGCAUGGGUGCACCCGGCACGGCCACUGUGCUCUACGAUGUGCAAGUGAUCGAGCCCCCUCAGGUGCGGGUGGAGCUGUUGCAGCAAGAGCCUGUGUGGGGCGACACGGUGCGCUUCUCCUGUCAGGUGCGGGGUAACCCCGCCCCCACUGUAGUCUGGCUCCACAACGCCCAGCCCCUCAGUCCAUCACCACGGCACCGACUCUCCCCACAGACACUGCGAGUGCUCAACGUGCAGUCCCAGGACGAUGGCGUCUACCAGUGCAUGGCCGAGAACUGGGUGGGCGGAGCUCAGGCCGCUGCACGCCUCCUCACUGUGCCUGCAGCGCCCUCACGCCAAGGCCGGCUGCCUCUCAUCCGCCCGCUCAGCCCGGACAAAGUCCUGCGGGAGCAGCCCGCGCCGCGGCCGGCCGGCCCCGGGCCCUCGGCGCCCGGCAGCUGCUCUGAGCUGCCGGGACGUGUGUCGCUGGCCGAGGCGCCCGUCAUCCUCAGCCAGCCGCGCACGGGGACGGCCGACUACUACGAGCUGGUCUGGGAGCCUCGGCACGAUGGCGGCGCGCCCGUUCUGGAGUACGUCAUCAAGUACAGGAAGGCUGGCGACUCUCUAGGUGAGUGGACCAUCAAAAACAUCUCAGGCUUCGAGCACAAGCUGACUCUUUCCAAACUGCAACCCGCCAGCCUGUACGAAGUGGAGAUGGCGGCUAGGAACUGUGCUGGGUUGGGGCAGCCUGCUAUGAUGACCUUCAGGACCGGCAAAGGGCGCAAAAGUGUAGGUGGAACAGUAGAGCGUCCCAAAACUCCUGUGGCACCAUCAAGGCUGAGUCCCCCUGAAGCUCCAGACAGACCCACUGUCACCACGGCAUCAGAGACGUCAGCCUAUGUGACGUGGAUCCCGCGUGGGAACCGAGGCUUUCCCAUCCAGUGCUUCCGCGUGGAGUACAAGAAACUGCGUAAGGACGGAGGAGGCGGAGGCAGUGAGUGGGAGGUAGCAGAGGACAACAUCUCCCCAUCACGCCUGUCGGUGCAGAUCAAAGGCCUGGAGAAAGGGACCUCAUAUAAGUUUCGCGUUUUGGCCGUGAACGUGUUGGGGGCGAGUCCUCCAAGCGCACCCUCGAAGGCCUACACAGUGAUGGGCAGCAGCCAGACCAACCCUCGGCCUGUUGAUGGCCCCUACAUCACUUAUUCGGAAGCCAUCAAUGAGACCACCAUCAUCCUGAAGUGGACCUACACACCAGUGAAUAACACCCCCAUCUAUGGCUUCUACAUCUACUACCGACCCACCGACAGUGAUAAUGACAGCGACUAUAAGCGGGAUGUAGUGGAGGGUGACCGAUACUGGCACGCCAUCACAAGCCUACAGCCUGAAACAGCCUAUGACAUUAAGAUGCAGUGCUUCAAUGAGGGAGGUGUGAGCGAGUUUGGCAAUGUUGUCAUCUUGGAAACCAAAGCUCGGCUGAACCAGAAACACACCACCCCGGAGACGUCCUCACACCGCCCCGAAUCCGGAGGCCCUGUGCCACGUCCCAGCGACCUCCCUUAUCUCAUUGUGGGAGUGGUUGUGCUGGGGGCACUCGUCUUCAUCAUCGUAGCCUUCAUCCCGUUCUGCUUGUGGAGAGCCUGGGCCAAGCAGAAACAAACUUCAGAUAUGUGCUUUCCAGCUGUGGCAGGGCCUCUGUCAUCCUGCCAGUAUACUAUGGUACCACUGCAGGGUAUGACACUAGUAGGGCACUGCCCGCUAGACUCCCAUGUGGCCCCUAACCGCACUGUCUAUGCACCCAAAGCAGAGUACACCGCCAAUGGGAAAAACCACCCACACUGCCUCCCUGGACUGCACCUAGAGGACACAGAUUGUGAAAUGGAGUGCGGCACCCUCUUGCCGCAAACACUUUCCAAUGGACACCCACGUGCCUUUCACUACUUCAACGGUGCUCCUGCCCAUGCAGAAGAGGAGAGCUGUUGUGAACCUGACGACUCGACCCUGGAGCUCCUCAGCCCAUCUGCGGAGCAUCGUGACCCCAUGCUGAAUCAUGCGCUCAGCAGGACAUUGCACUUGGAGGAAGAGACAACGCCCGGCCUACUGCUAUUAGCAGCAGCAGAGGACACAGGCAUCACGCCAGCACUGCAUGAUGCAGUGCAGCAGGAAGUCAGCUAGAUGAGUGAGGACCACGGGAUGGGUGAAACAAAACAAAAAGAAUAGAAAACAGAACAGAGAAAGUAUUUAUUUUUGUAUAACAGAUACUAUAUUUAUAUAUUUAUGCUGUGUAAAUAGUAAAGUUUUGUUAUGCUGUACAUAUGGAUUGUUUAUAUCAUAUAAACUGUAUGACCAUGUUUGCUUGUCACCACCAGAACAAAGGGAGUUCCUAACACAAGAAAAACAUUUCUGAUCAAUAGUUUGGCAUUUCCUAACCUCUAGAAAUGUAUAGAUUGGAAUGGUUAGAAACUAGAAGCAGUAUUGUUAAUGCUUCAUGGGGGGAAACUAUCUUUAAGAAUGCUAUGGUGUAGAGAGCUUAAGCAAAACACAAUUUACUUAUGAACGUAUUGGAAACAAUACUUCACAUGUUGUGUUUUGUUUUGAUUGUAAGUCUGCCUAAAUUUCUCACUAAGUGAAAUGUGCUUAUUGGUGGUGGUAGGCUUCUUGGUGCAGUGUCCAACAGUUUUGUACAUAUAUCACCAAGAAAUAUGUAUUUCAUCAUUAACAAAGUAUUAACAAGUGUAUACAAUGUAUAAGCACUCAGCCUUUAGUAAUAUUGACUGAAUAUUUUUAACAACUGAAUGGGAAACCUGGAAUGAACACACCUACCUUAGAAUAUACUGUUUUUUAGAUCGUUGACUGAUCUAGGAGCUGCUACCUAGAGACUGAAACAAGCGAUAGCAUUUUUGCUGCCAAUCUCUCAUUCUUGGAUAAGAUAGAAAUUACUUUUCUCAAGGGUAUUUGAGGCUGUACCAUCCAAGCUAUUUAAGAACUUACUUUAAAAAAAUUGCUGCAUUUGUCAAUGACAAUUUUAGCAGCUGAUAUUUGAUCUUAUAAUGACCGUUAAAUGAAAUACAGACACAAGCAUUGUAAAUCUAGUUCCUUUAAGUGAUGUUUAGUCCUGGAGAUCUUACUUACCAGUGGACUGUACAUGAAACCAACAAUACUGCAUCAGUAUUAGCCUUCUUGCAGAAUGCUGAAUUAUGAAAUAAUGAAGGAAAACAUGAAUCUGACUAAUUUUAGAAGUGUAUGUAGCCUAGCUAUUUUGGUUACAAUGCGUUAAGCACUAUUGCAUGUAAAUAAAGCUAAAGAAACCA
Molecule: messenger RNA, 4436 nt
Organism: Electrophorus electricus (electric eel)
Lineage: Eukaryota; Metazoa; Chordata; Actinopteri; Gymnotiformes; Gymnotidae
Gene: boc
Product: BOC cell adhesion associated, oncogene regulated
Biological process (GO): axon guidance; cell-cell adhesion; nervous system development
Cellular component (GO): axon
Molecular function (GO): protein binding
Source: RefSeq, a predicted model, not a curated record